Messenger RNA from Helianthus annuus (common sunflower), 649 nucleotides. RefSeq names its product 14 kDa proline-rich protein DC2.15. The transcript has a single exon. The record is from RefSeq and is a predicted model, not a curated record. Bases 44 to 421 code for a protein of 125 amino acids. Lineage: Eukaryota; Viridiplantae; Streptophyta; Magnoliopsida; Asterales; Asteraceae.
UCACAUACAUAUCCUCACACUACACCCUUCCAUCUUACCACCAAUGGCUUUCAGCAAAUCUUCCACUCUCUUCCUAGCCAUUAACCUCCUCUUCUUUGUAGCCACACAGGCAUGCUCCACUUGCAACACACCAACUCUUCCAGUGCCUACUACUCUCAAGGGUAAUUGCCCAAGGGAUGCCCUGAAACUAGGGGUAUGUGCUAGGUUGCUUAAUGACUCCGUUGGGACCGUCAUCGGGCAACAGCAAGACCACCCUUGCUGCGCAGUCCUUGGUGGCCUUCUCGACCUUGAAGCCGCGGUAUGCCUUUGCACUGCUUUGAAAGCCAAUGUUCUUGGGAUUAAUAUUAAUAUCCCUAUCUCACUUAGCUUGCUUAUUAGCGCCUGUAAUAAAGACGUCCCCAAGGACUUCAAAUGUGCCUAGAACUUAAUGUGCUAGAAAUGACACAACAACAUUAAUUGUCUAGUAUUUUUAUCUUUCUAAGUUGUUGACUUUGCUUUGUGAUUUCGCAGUUUCAUUUUCGUUCAUUCUCAGUUUGUAUGUUUGUUGAGAUUCAACUAGGACCAGUCAUGCAGUUGUUCAUGUCAUUGUAGUACUUCUAUUUGAUAAUGUAUUGUAACUUUUAUUGAUUUGACUUUUGUGUGAUGAUCA